CAUGGGAAUAUAAACCAAAUACUUGAGGAGCUUGAUCCAAGCGCUCUGAUGGUAAUAGUUAACUACAUUUAUUUCAAAGGGGACGUUAACUUAAUACUAGAAAGCAAAUGAAUGAGGGAAGAAGCACUGUGAAAGAAAAGUCCAGCACAUUUUUCAUAAUGGAUAUCCAGAAAAGAGGAAACCUGAAAAUAACAAUUCCCCAUAAGUCUGGAGCAAGACCUGAACCUGGUAUUAGACACACAGCCUGAGGCAGAUUCUGGGCAGAAUCUCAUUCUCCAGGAUAAGUACACGGCUGGACUGUUCAGGACAAUGAAGUCUGCAUUGUCUUUGUGUUUGCUGUUUCUUGGAGUUCAAGUCCAGGGUCAACAGCAGGUACAACAAACACCAGUGCCAGCAGACCAGUCCCAGGCUGAUCAUGAAAACUUGCCUUAUGUCAAGCUAGCCCCCAGCAAUGCUGACUUUGCAUUUAAGCUUUACAAGCAGAUCAGAGAUGACAUGGGGGAUGGGAACAUUUUCUUCUCUCCUUUGAGUAUCUGCACUGCCUUUGCAAUGCUCACCCUGGGAGCCAGAUCAAACACGCUCAGAGAGCUGCAGAAAGGCCUUGCCUUCAACCUGACGCGGAUGGAGGAGCAGGAGAUUCAUGAGGGAUUUCAGCGUAUCCUCCAGAUGCUGAAUGACCCUCACCGAGAAGACCAACUGAACAUGGGCAAUGCCCUGUUUGUAGACAGCCGAGUGGAAUUGCUUCAAAACUUUUUAAAUGGUGUCACAAAUUUUUAUCAUGCUGAACCUGUUUCUAGUGACUUCCAGAAUCUUCCACAGGCUAUAAAGGAAAUCAAUAUGUACGUGGAAACAAAAACACAUGGCAAAAUUGUUGAUUUAGUCAAGAGUCUUGAUCCGAAAACAGUGAUGGUUCUCAUUAACUACGUUUUAUUUAGAGGCUCCUGGGAAAGUCCUUUCAACAGUUUAAAAACGAGAGAUGAUGACUUCUUUUUGGACACCAAGAAUUCUGUUAAGGUCAAAAUGAUGCAUCAAAACAAGAACUUUAAUGUCCACAGGGAUGAGAAGUUGUCUUGCUGGGUAGUAGAAAUCCCAUACAUAGGAAAUGUUACUUCAUUUUUUGUUCUGCCUGAUCAAGGGACAAUGAAACAGGUGGAAGAUGCUCUGCUAAAAGAAACAGUGUCUAACUGGUUGAGAGCAUUUGAAAAAAGAAAUAUCUACUUGGAUCUUCCAAGAUUCUCUGUCUCCGGUUCCUAUGAUGUUAAGAGCCUGUUUGAGAAAAUGGGCGUGACAGAGGUGUUCAGUGAUCAGGCUGAUCUCUCUGGAAUGGCAAAAAAUCUUCUUCUGAAGGUUUCCAAAGCAAUUCACAAGGCCACGGUGGAUGUCAGAGAGAAUGGCACAGAGGCUGCUGCAGCAACUGUGUUAGAAUUUAUACCAUACAGUCUACCGCUUUCUCCUCCUCCUCACAUCACCUUCAACAGGCCCUUCAUGAUGCUGAUUAUUGACAAAACCACUGAUGGUCUCCUCUUCCUGGGGAAAAUUGUCAACCCAACUGCUGAGGAAGACUAGGCCAGAGCACUUUACUCUCCACUGCAGAGAGGAGAGCUGGUGCACAUCCCAGGAAUUUCUUUGCAAAGUAGGACUCGAACUGAUCUGAUGCAUAAUUAACAAAUAAAUCUUCUGUCAAGUUCUUCUUUACUUUAAAA
Molecule: messenger RNA, 1703 nt
Organism: Taeniopygia guttata (zebra finch)
Lineage: Eukaryota; Metazoa; Chordata; Aves; Passeriformes; Estrildidae
Product: alpha-1-antitrypsin
Molecular function (GO): serine-type endopeptidase inhibitor activity
Source: RefSeq, a predicted model, not a curated record